Messenger RNA from Hepatospora eriocheir, 429 nucleotides. The record is from the annotation of a GenBank genome assembly. Lineage: Eukaryota; Fungi; Microsporidia; Hepatosporidae.
AUGAUUGAGAGUAGUUUAUAUGGAUUAGUACAGAACAUCCCUAAAGAGCUUAAAAAACAUAGUAUUAAGGUAGAGAGGAAUUAUAAGUUUUAUAAAAAUAUAGAAGUGCAAACACAAAAUAACUUAAUCAAAGUUAUAGAAAGAUCAGGACUUGAUAAAAAUAAACAAAGAAUAGGACUGUCAGUAAGUUAUAAAGAAAUAGAAUUACCUGAUUUUAAAUUUACUAAUAAAGGAACCUUUGAUAUUUACAUAGUUAAUAAAGAUGGAUACACAAUUGAGUUUAUAAAAUUAAGUGAUUUAUUUCUCGUUAAAACAUUUACAAUUAAUGAUUUAAUUACUGAAAAUGAUGAAAUAAUGAGUUACGCAAUUAAAGAAUUAGACAGUUUAAUAAAAUUAUAUAAACCUGAUAAAGUAAAUCCAUACUGGUAA